Saprolegnia diclina VS20 is the source of this 430-nucleotide messenger RNA. RefSeq lists its product as hypothetical. The record is from RefSeq and is a predicted model, not a curated record. The transcript is spliced from 2 exons. Bases 55 to 372 code for a protein of 105 amino acids. NCBI's taxonomy places the organism in Eukaryota, Oomycota, Saprolegniomycetes, Saprolegniales, Saprolegniaceae.
AGUUGGGGCUUUUUGUCUGGCCGUCCUUAUUCCCCAAGUCAUCGUCGCAGCAGCAUGGAGUACCGCAAGUCGAAGCACACGAUCAUCCUCGUGCAGUACACGGAGGACCCGAACUCGCGCACGUACCUCGACUUCGAGUCCGUCAACGGCGCCAUGGACGGCGUCGUCAAGAUGUACGAAGCCAAGCUCAAGCAGCUCAACCCGUCGAAGCGCAACAUCACGUACGACAUCCAGGACUUGUACAACUACAUUGACUCGCUCGCCGACCUGAGCACGCUCGUGCUGGACCUCGAGACAAAGACGUAUCUUCCGAGCGGGAAGGAGUGGAUCAAGAAGAAGAUCUUCCAAGUCCUGCGGAAUCAAGCCUCGUAGACGUGCGUGACGAGCAUUUUUGUCCCCUUAUAACCUAACAAGCACGCACUCAACUCUC